Pelobates cultripes (western spadefoot toad) is the source of this 555-nucleotide messenger RNA. The record is from the annotation of a GenBank genome assembly. Lineage: Eukaryota; Metazoa; Chordata; Amphibia; Anura; Pelobatidae.
AUGAAAGAUGGCGACCCCCGCCGACACGAACGGACAGGCAGACAGGGAGCAAUAAUACACCGGCCACAACAGCUACCUGGAAGAAAUCUCCAAGGAAAAAGGCGGCCCGGCUCCGGGGCGGAAGAUGCCGCACGGGGUCCAAGCUGCCCACCUAAACGGGUAAAGGCAACAAAUACAGCCCGCCCGACGACUUACCCCAGAAGGAGGAGCACCAAAAGGGACCAACAUGGGCGGCUCACGCGGGCCCUGGCAGGGCCAGGUGCCGGACGGAUCCACCAGGCCGUGACCUCGACCACGGGAGAGGUGUGUGCCCGGGCAUAUGGGUCAGGGGUCCCCGGAAAGCCUAGUCCCUGGCGCUGUGAGCCCGGUGGGGCAGGAUUGUGCCGCCCCCUCGACGGACCGGUGGUCGUGGGGGGCGGUCACCGGCUCCAAGCAUGCGGCCAGCGUCGGGUGAGAUGCAGGAACACACUCCUCAAGGGACCCAAGCGGGGCCGGGGAGGUGCAGGGAGUGGACGGCCGGAGGACUUUUGUGGUGGGGCCCAACAGACAGUUUAA